This is a messenger RNA of Erythranthe guttata (spotted monkey flower), 604 nucleotides long. Its product is annotated as oleosin Ara h 15.0101. The record is from RefSeq and is a predicted model, not a curated record. Gene Ontology annotation, cellular component: monolayer-surrounded lipid storage body; membrane. Gene Ontology annotation, biological process: lipid storage. NCBI's taxonomy places the organism in Eukaryota, Viridiplantae, Streptophyta, Magnoliopsida, Lamiales, Phrymaceae.
UUUCGAAUUUGCAUUCCCAUCCACAAUGGUCAUCAUAUCCGGUAAUAAGCCAAAACCCAUGUCUCAAAUACUCCGAGAUUCAGUUUUGAUCAACCACCCCGAAGCCGUAAGAUUCUUGAUUGCCGCCUUAAUUGGCGGCUCUCUUCUGGGCUUGGCGGGGCUGACCUUGACCGGAACAAUGAUAGCCCUCUUCAUAGCCACUCCCAUUUUGGUCUUGUUUAGCCCAAUUAUCGUCCCGUCUAUAGUUGCGCUCUCCUUGGUCACCACCGGAUUCAUGUUCUCCGGUGGCUGUCUUGCUGCCACACUGGCGGCGGUUGCGUGGACAUACCACUACUUCACCGGGAAACACCUGACGGUGGCGGAGCAGCUGCAUUGUUUGAAAGUGAAGAUUGGUGGCAGGGCUAGAGAUGUGAAGGAGAGGGUAGUAGACAAUGGAUCACAAAAGAGUCAACUUGUCCAAGAAAAAUAAAUUAAUGAGGAUCUUGAAUAAAAUAUUAAAAUGCAUUUCGAUAUAAUUGAUGUAAUGGUGUCCUACCGCUAUUGGUUGUAUAAAAUUAGCAUAUAUUUACUACAACCAAAUAAUAAAAAUUAGUCUUUCGUGUUA